This is a messenger RNA of Caenorhabditis elegans, 1143 nucleotides long. RefSeq names its product Elongation of very long chain fatty acids protein (gene elo-7). Gene Ontology annotation, cellular component: membrane. Gene Ontology annotation, molecular function: fatty acid elongase activity. The record is from RefSeq and is marked reviewed. The transcript is spliced from 6 exons. The coding region runs from base 41 to 970 and encodes 309 amino acids. Gene Ontology annotation, biological process: lipid metabolic process; fatty acid biosynthetic process. NCBI's taxonomy places the organism in Eukaryota, Metazoa, Nematoda, Chromadorea, Rhabditida, Rhabditidae.
AUUAUCAUUAACAUCACCGCCAACUUGUUGCUCUUGAAAAAUGUAUUUGAAUUAUUUCGCGACGGAAAUCUUCCAUCGUAGUGCGGUUUGUGAAACAGAAGCUUGUCGCUCGUCAAAAAUAAUGAUUGCUGACGUGUUCAAAUGGAAAUUCGAUGCAAACGAAUUGUGGAGUCUUUUAACGAAUCAGGAUGAAGUUUUCCCGCAUAUUAGAGCACGGCGAUUCAUUCAAGAACAUUUUGGUCUAUUCGUCCAGAUGGCAAUUGCAUAUGUCAUUUUGGUGUUCUCAAUCAAAAGGUUCAUGAGGGAUCGUGAACCAUUUCAACUCACCACAGCUCUUCGUCUCUGGAACUUCUUCCUCUCCGUCUUCUCAAUUUAUGGUUCCUGGACAAUGUUUCCAUUUAUGGUUCAACAAAUAAGACUUUAUGGUCUCUACGGAUGUGGAUGCGAAGCACUUUCAAACCUUCCGAGUCAAGCAGAAUAUUGGCUUUUCCUGACGAUCUUGUCCAAAGCUGUGGAGUUUGUUGAUACAUUUUUCUUGGUUCUCCGGAAAAAACCACUCAUCUUCCUACACUGGUAUCAUCAUAUGGCAACAUUUGUCUUCUUCUGCAGUAAUUACCCGACUCCAUCGUCACAAUCACGCGUCGGAGUUAUCGUCAACCUGUUCGUGCAUGCCUUCAUGUACCCAUACUAUUUCACCCGAUCAAUGAACAUCAAAGUUCCUGCGAAAAUUUCAAUGGCUGUUACAGUUCUUCAAUUGACUCAAUUCAUGUGCUUUAUCUAUGGAUGUACUCUCAUGUACUACUCGUUGGCCACUAAUCAGUACACCUGCGACACUCCAAUGUUUGUCCUACACUCUACAUUUGCUUUGAGCAGUUCCUAUUUUGUGCUCUUUGCCAACUUCUUCCAUAAGGCUUAUUUGCAACGAGGAGGAAAACGAGAACAUCCGAAUCAGACAAAGAAAAUUAACUAAUUUUUGAUGUUUCUUCUUAAUUCUUCUUAAUCCCUCUUAAUUUUUAGUUAUUAUUUAUUCAUGAAACCGAUGUAUUUUAUAUCGGAUUUAUGACUGAAUAAUAUCAAUCUAAUUGGUGAAUCUUUUUUUGAUUGGUAUCAUUUUUUGAUAAUAAUAAAAAGUCAAUCAAAUUA